ACUCACUUGCUUAGCAACAGAAAUUUUGGGCUUAAUUGUGGUCAUAAGUCAAGAACUACCUGUAGAGUUUACAAAGCUUAGGGUUGAACUUUUAGGUUCUUUAUAUUCUCUGAACCUGGUCCUCUGAAUACCAGGGGUUCAGGGACACCAGAAACCCAACUGUUUGAAGGUUUCCAAUCAGAGAAAGCCACCUGAAACAAUACCAUCAUUAUCUGCCAAGCAAGGUUGGAUUCCUAGCUUGCCAGUAUGGGGCAGCGAGUGGAUUCUCCUUGCUUGGAACCUGUAGGUUACCUGCCUCAAGCCCUUCCAUACAGGAGAACUGAAUCACUCCCCACCUAUUCUUCAGAUCAGCAGAAAAUCUGCCCAAUCUGAAAUUUCCUGUCCCCAACUCUCUGCCACUGUUUCAAGCCAAGCCGUCAGGUGAGUCCUCAGGUAAAAUCAACCAACAGGAACCAAAGGCCUUUUCCCUUCUCCUCUUAUUGCUAUUCCCACAUGAAACAUUCAGGAGUCCUUUUGUUUUCAUAAGCCACCAAGUGACAAUAGCUGAACAGGAAGCUUCCAGCUGUGAAUCAUUUCAGCUCCAUAACAAGUCUUAGAGCCACCCAAGGUGCCUGAAGAGAGUCCUAUCAAGAGCUAGGAUCAUGUCAGAUGACCUUCCAACUUUUUUUCUCCACUCCCACAUUUCACGUCCGGCAGAUUUUUAUUUAUUUUUUUAAUACGAAUUUCAUUGCUUCCGUCGGCUCAGUCCCACCGUAAUCGUUAUCUUCUCUCGAUUUCUUUUUUCUUUUUUUUAAAUCUCAUCCGACUUUUUCAAAGCUGCUGAGCUGUAAAAAAAGAGCUGUCAUUUCCGUGCUUGAGCAAUGAGUUGAAUCUCUGACGAGCUGGUGGGACUGGUUUUUCUGUUUCCUUCCAGAGUCUGUGGUUCGAGAAGAGGGCUGGGUCUCUCCGGACUUUCCCUGCUUCCUCCCUCUGUGCAUCAGCCUAUAGGGCUGGGCGGGCAACCAUUACCAGUUCAAACUCGCUCAGGUUAGUUAGGGACUAAGGGGAGGAAGAAAAAAAAAAAAGCCCGUGCUUGGGUCUCAUUUUGUGCUUUGAGCUUACGAAGUGGUGUAAGGUGAUACGAAGGUGAUACGAAGCUAGAAAUGCUCGGAGGGAGUCCCAUUUGAGUACUAUCAACAGAGAGAAGGGGGAGCAGAGCCAGAGGCGACGACAGAGCAGAGGCGAACUUUUUCUUCCCGAUGGUGUUCAUGACUGAUCUUCAGCCUGACGGGGACGAACUAAAGCCCCUCAGAGUGGCCAGUAAAAAGGAAAAAGCGGCUUUAAUCCAUUCAGAAAAUGAAAAUGGAACAGAAGAAAAGAAGAAAUCUGGAAAACCAGGCUUUGGGGUGCCACAAAUAUCAUUUAAUGAGGCCGACUAUUUUGAAGACCAGAAAAAAGUUGCAAUUGCACGGUCAAAGACAAUUGUGGAUAAUGGUUUCUUGGAUGGCAAGAAUGACUCAAAAGCUGAAAGGAAGAAGCAUACCUCAAACCAGUUUAAGGCAAAUGCUCAUUUUCACAAGCUGUUUCUGGAUGUCCCAAUUGAUGAACCCUUGAGACAAAAUUUCACCUGUGCCUUACAGAAAGAAAUUGUGUACCAAGGGAAGCUAUAUGUAUCGGAGAACUGGAUUUGCUUCAAUUCCAAGGUCUUUGGCAAAGAUACCAAGAUUAGUAUACCUGUGUUAUCCGUAACACUAAUAAAGAAGACUAAAACUGCCCUUUUAGUGCCAAAUGCUCUUAUUAUAACUACAGUCUCAGAUAGGUACAUGUUCAUCUCUUUUCUGUCCAGAGACACUGUUUACAAAUUGUUAAAAUCUGUUUGCAGUCAUCUAGAGGAUGGCAACAGUCCUAAUCCUUCUUCCCUAGAAAAUAGUUUCAGAGCUGAUCGGCCUACAACAUUACCCCUGGAUUUCAAUCACGAUUUCUCUGAACUGGAUGGCAUCAUACAGAGACGUAGACAGGAGAUGGAAGAAUCCAGCAGCACUGGUUCUCAAACCCCAGAAUUGGAACACUUUCAAGAUCACCAUGAGUCUGAUAACCAGUCUCAUUUCAAAUGUUCCAAGACAGAAAUGAAAGAUGUCCAUAAAAAUGUACAGUCUAAAUGUAGACGUGAUGAUCAAAUCAGGAAUCUUUCAGGAAACAUUUCUUCAGGAAUCCUCGGAUCUUUUGACAGAAUGAAUUUUCAAUUAUUUAUGUCGGUGACUCACAUACUCAUUGUUUAUGCAAUUCUUGUUUUUAUCCUCAUAUGUUCCACAUUCUAUUUGCGAUAUAAAGUUCAUCAUUUAGAAGAGCAACUUGUAUCCAUGGCUUCUACUGUGGAUCCACAUAUGAAUGAACAUCCAAUACAAGAUGGUUUGGGAUAUCACCAAAAAUUUAAUGUUGACGGUCUGUAUGCAGAGCUAACAGCUAAUCUUAUCAAACUGGAAAAGAUACAAAGCAAUUUACAGAGGCUGCUUGAAGACAGUAAGUGAACUGCUGUUGCCUUUGGAUUACUUCAUUCGCACUUCAUUUUUUCUCUAGAUAAGCAGCUCUGAAGAUAAUAUCAGGCUUAGCCAAUCAAGUUAUGUGUACUUGAGCUCAGUACAAAUUCACAGCUCUUGUGCAAUAGCAUCUGUUUUAUCAGAAGACAAUCCAUUUCCUUGUU
Messenger RNA from Crotalus tigris (Tiger rattlesnake), 2680 nucleotides. RefSeq names its product GRAM domain containing 2B (gene GRAMD2B). The transcript is spliced from 14 exons. The coding region runs from base 1239 to 2507 and encodes 422 amino acids. Lineage: Eukaryota; Metazoa; Chordata; Lepidosauria; Squamata; Viperidae. The record is from RefSeq and is a predicted model, not a curated record.